Messenger RNA from Chrysoperla carnea, 853 nucleotides. RefSeq names its product signal peptidase complex subunit 3 (gene Spase22-23). The record is from RefSeq and is a predicted model, not a curated record. NCBI's taxonomy places the organism in Eukaryota, Metazoa, Arthropoda, Insecta, Neuroptera, Chrysopidae. Gene Ontology annotation, cellular component: membrane; signal peptidase complex. Gene Ontology annotation, biological process: protein targeting to ER. The coding region runs from base 115 to 654 and encodes 179 amino acids. The transcript has 3 exons.
GUAAUAUUUUAAGAGUAUUUUAAACUGACGUAGACUUACGUGUCCUAUUCUAAAUAACACGGGUAGGCAUUCUACCUGUUAAUAAAAUAAUUAAUAGCUGAAUUUAUAUAUAAAAUGCAUUCAAUUUUACCGCGUGGAAAUGCUAUUUUAGCAUAUACUUUAAGCGUAUUAGCUUGUUUAACAUUUGUAUGUUUUGUUUCUACCGUAUUUUUAGAUUAUCGAACAGAAGCGAAAAUAAAAACAGUCAAAGUACUUGUCAAAAAUGUACCAGAUUAUAGUGCUUCCAGGGAGAAAAAAGACCUAGGAUUUUUAACGUUUGAUUUGAAAACAGAUUUAACAGACUUAUUUAACUGGAAUGUCAAACAAUUAUUUUUAUACUUAACUGCCGAAUAUCAAACACCAAAUAACGUAUUAAAUCAGGUUGUGCUUUGGGACAAAAUUAUUUUACGUGGCGAAAAUGCAAAUUUAGACUUGAAAAAUAUGAAUACUAAGUAUUAUUUCUGGGAUGAUGGUAAUGGAUUAAAAGGCAACAAUAAUAUUACAUUAACUCUAUCUUGGAAUAUCAUUCCAAACGCGGGUUUGUUACCAAACAUAUUUUCUCAUGGCCAACAUUCAUUCCAAUUUCCGACAGAAUAUACAACGUCUAGAGUUUAAUUUAUAUUUGAACCGUAAUUUAUUUUCUGUUCAGCACAUUUUCAAUAAAUUCUUGUGAUUUUUUUAUUGUUAAUUGUUUGGUUUUUCUUCUUUUAGUAUAUUGAUCACCUAUUUAAAUCUCAUUUAUUAUGAUUAAAGUUAUUCAACGCAAAAUUUAAAGAAUUUAACAAAAUUACAUUUUUUUACAUUAAGACUUAAA